AUGGCUCCAAGGCACCUCCGCUCACUCUCUCGCAGACUCUAUCUUACUUUCCUCCUGCUCUCCGUCUUCUCCGCCGCGUCUUCCGCUGCUGAAGUCUUUGGAGAGCCUCCCGCAAACGCCCCCGUCCCGUCUCCUGACGACGAGAUAAUUCCGGAUAUCCCCGGUAUAGACUACUCCGUUAAUAUCACGCUACCAGUCGUUUCAUGCACAUCAGGUGAUCCCGUUGGACCCCCCAUCUGUUUUCGCCAAGGCCUUUCGCCGCACCCGGUCCCGAUCCCUUGUGGCGAAAAGCCGUCCCGAACGGCCGCGCCGCAAAGGUCGUCGCACACCGCGUCGCAAGCCACGCCGCUCGCCAGCGUGCGAGUCGCAUCGAGCGGCGGUAACUCUAGUCGGCCUUUAGCGGGCUCCACACCGAACCUGACUCCCGCUACUGAGCUCUUCGAUACAUGCAUCGGACAAGGCCCCGCGUCAGUGACUCUGAACCCGCGGUGGCGGGACAAGUGGAAAGGCUGGCACGUCCCUCUGCCCCGCAUCAGUGACUCUGAACCCACGGUGGCGGAACAAGUGGCAAGGCUGGGGCACCUCCCUCUGCUGGUAAGCCGCUCCCCACUUCCCCAAAAGCCCCACUUCCCCUCCUCCCCUCUUCCGCCUUCCGUAAUUCCCCACCUUUCCUCUAACCCCCCACUCCUUUGUUAA
This is a messenger RNA of Closterium sp. Naga37s-1, 696 nucleotides long. The record is from the annotation of a GenBank genome assembly. Lineage: Eukaryota; Viridiplantae; Streptophyta; Zygnematophyceae; Desmidiales; Closteriaceae.